AUGGUAGCCGCGCUGCUCGAUGACAUCUUGCAUUUGGUGGGUGACCACUUCAGAGAAAUCUUUUCAAGACAGCUUUGGAGACGCGUUGAGAUCAACUCUCAAAACAAAGACUGCCUCACCAUCGAUCAAAAGCGCACAGCUCUCUUGCAAGCUUACGGGUUGCAAUACACGCAAAUUUUGAUCUUCAAAGACCCAGAGGGCUUCGCAGACGAGUUUCAGCAGUGCACGUCAGGAUUGACAGAGUUGGUAAGAAGGCUGCCGCAGCUGCACACCGUCUCGGUUCAAGACCUCAACGUUUCACACCAGCUCAUGGUGGCUCUUUCAGAAGUUCCGCACCUACGAAGCCUUGCGCUGAACUUUUUGGCCAACGUCGGGCCAAAUCUCGAUGACUCUGACGCAUCGAGCGGUUCGAUUGUCGGCACCGAGGUGCUCUCAUCUUCACAAGCUACAGAAGAGACUGCGGAGGGGACAGACAACGACUUGAAUGCCUCUAAUAUUUCCGACGGCAUGACCUGCCAGGUCAUCGAUCUUGUUGAUAGUGAGGUCAAUCUUGGCGAGGACGACCCUGAAGAAACUGAUCUCGAGGACUUAAUUUUGAUACGACUACCUCCGCGCUUUACUCCUGUUUUUAAGCUGGAGAGUUUUCGGAACAUGAAUCGUCUUUCGGUUAUGAACAUGUUCGGCGACCCGAACAUUUGGUCUGAGUGGCUCCUGGGUAUUCUGCCUCAGAGCCCGUCUCUGAAGCACCUCAGCCUGUCAAUUGCGGAAGAAACGGAGCACAUUCUUUACCAUUCCCCUGCAGCUGCGAACGCUGCGGCUGGGCCGCCCAUUCUCAUUUCCGGAUCUACCGACCCUGUCAAUAUUAACAGAGCCCAAGCACCUGGAAGACAUUUACAUCUUCAAUCAAAACCCUACGCACUCUAUCCCAUUUGA
Messenger RNA from Akanthomyces muscarius, 933 nucleotides. RefSeq lists its product as uncharacterized. The record is from RefSeq and is a predicted model, not a curated record. Lineage: Eukaryota; Fungi; Ascomycota; Sordariomycetes; Hypocreales; Cordycipitaceae. The coding region runs from base 1 to 933 and encodes 310 amino acids. The transcript has 5 exons.